Molecule: messenger RNA, 1260 nt
Organism: Glycine soja
Lineage: Eukaryota; Viridiplantae; Streptophyta; Magnoliopsida; Fabales; Fabaceae
Product: cytosolic sulfotransferase 15-like
Exons: 1
Coding region: 11-1063 (350 amino acids)
Biological process (GO): sulfation
Cellular component (GO): cytoplasm
Molecular function (GO): sulfotransferase activity
Source: RefSeq, a predicted model, not a curated record
ACCACUUCUAAUGCCUCCAACAAAUCUCGCAGAUUUCACGAACAAAAAAAUGGAUCAUGAGCAAGAAGCAAGUGAAGAAAACAAAUUAAGCCAAGAUUGUAAGGAGUUAAUUCUAUCUCUUCCUAGAGAGAAGGGUUGGAUAACACCGUAUCUCUAUUUAUUCCAAGGCUUUUGGUACUCAUCAACUGAAAUCCAAGCCAUAAACACUUUUCAAAACCAAUUCCAAGCUAAGGACAAUGAUGUUGUUAUUGCUAGUGUUCCAAAAUCGGGCACCACUUGGUUGAAAGCCCUUACCUUUGCUAUUCUCCAUCGCCAGUAUUUUCCUUCCUUAGAGAACCACCCAUUACUUAUUUUCAAUCCCCAUGAACUUGUGCCUCCAUUUGAAUUUGUCAUUUAUGAUGAAAUUAAUGGCCAAACUCAUGACCUAUCCAAAAUGCCCAAGCCAAGAAUUUUUGGGACUCAUGUUCCAUUCACUUCAUUGGCCAAAUCAAUUAAAGAGACUGACUGUAAGAUCAUUUAUAUUUGUAGGAAUCUAUUUGACACCUUUGUUUCUACUUGGGUUUUUGUCAACAAAAUUAUGCCAAAGUUUUUGCCUACAUUACCUCUAGAGGAAGCUUUUGAAAGAUACUGUGAAGGGAUAAUUGGCUUUGGUCCAUCUUGGAACCAUAUACUAGAUUAUUGGAAAGAGAGCAUUGCUAGGCCGAAGAAAGUUUUGUUCUUGAAGUAUGAGGACCUUAAAGAAAAUGUUCAUUUUAAUGUGAAGAAAAUAGCUGAGUUCUUGGGUUGUCCUUUCACUAAAGAGGAAGAAAAUAGUGAAGUGAUUGAAAAUAUAAUCAAAUUAUGUAGCUUUGAGAAGAUGAAGGAAUUAAAGGUAAAUAAAUCUGGAACAAUGGGAAAAGGCAGGAUUGUUGAGAAUAAGUACUUCUUUCGAAAGGCAGAAAUAGGAGAUUGGGUAAAUUAUUUCUCCCCUUCAAUGGUUGAAAAACUAUCCAAAAUCAUAGAAGAAAAGUUAAGUAGAUCGGGUCUAUCAUUUAGAGUGUACGACUUCAAUAGUAGUAGCUAGUCAAUGAUCAUCUUGAGAUGGUUAUUAUAUAUAAUAAGUAGCUAAUAAAUAACCAUAUGCUAGUGAAUAAAUCAAAAUGUGGCACAAAAAUGUUUUUGUGGCUUUUAUUUCUUAGAAUAAGGAGGUGUAAGUCUUAGACAAUAUGGCUACCUCGGUAAUUAUUAUUUGGAAUCAACAGGAUCGCAAGUUGUAUUUAA